AUCUCACAAACUAAAUAUUUCCUGGAGAAAUUAAGAUUUUACAAUUUCAAUACAAAAAUAAUUCCAGGUCAGAACACUUUACAGGAUGCCUGUCCGAAACAGGAUUUAUAUGUGCCGUGUGUGACAAGUCUCCACGACAUUUGACAAUUUGAAAUAAUUAAAGACAAUUAAUAACAACAAGUGCUGAGAACUACUAACAUGUAAAUUCUGAAACUUUCAAAUCUUUGUCGAUUCCCAUUUCUUUCCUCGUUCUCGGAAACCGCAGCAGAAUUCUGGGUUUCUCUCACAUUUUCUGUUUGUUUCCCGAGAAAAACGAUUCGGCGAUGAGCAACCUGAAGCUGGGUGUUGAAGUCGUAAGCGCGCGGCUCGGACACAAAGGCAGGAAGACCGAUGAUGGGUCGUGUAACGCUUUCGUCGAACUCCAUUUCGACGAUCAGAUAGUCAAAACCUCGAUCAAAGACAACGAUCAGAAUCCGGUAUGGAACGAGACGUUCUUCUUCAACAUCUCAGAUCCUGAGAACUUAUCGAAUCUCGUCCUUGAAGCCAACGUCUACCUUAAAUCUGCAGAUUCUAAGUCAUUCCUAGGAAGGGUUCGAAUCCUCGGAACAUCGUUUGUCUCCUUCUCGGAAUCGAUUGUGUUGCAUUACCCUCUGGAGAAAUGGAGCAUCUUCUCCAACUCCGCCAAAGGAGAGCUCGGUCUCAUGGUGUUUGUCACUGAUCAUAACCCGUCUCUCAAGCCAUCGAACCCUUCACCUGCAAUGGAAUCUUCUCGCCGAAGACACAGAGUUCGAGACCCGAAGACAGAAGGGUCAGCAAAGAAGAGAAGCCCUGUAAGAAAUUCUCAGCAUCAGCAGCAGCAGCCACCGGUGGUGGAAGCUUCUAGAAAUCAGACAUCGAAUCAUGGACAAGAGGAGACAAGAUUCGCUGGUCCAAUGCCUGUAAGGUCUGUACAGAUAAAUCAGGGUUUGAACGUGCAACCACUGGAUUAUUCGAUCAAAGAAACGAGCCUGAAUCUUGGAAAGGGCAAACGGGCAAGUGCCCAUGAUCUCGUCGAGCCUAUGGAAUUCCUUUUCAUUAGAGUUGUGAGAGCUCGGGACCUUCCAGAUAUGGAUAUAACCGGCGGUCUAGAUCCAUAUGUGGAGGUAAAAGUCGGAAACUUUAAGGGGAAGACAAGGCAUUUCGAGAAGAACCAAAACCCGGAAUGGAAUGAAGUCUUUGCCUUUGCCAAGAGCAAUCUGCAGGCAAGUGUUCUUGAAGUUGUUGUCAUGGACAAAGACGUGGUGGAAGAUGAUUUUAUAGGGAUGGUUCGGUUUGUACUCAGUGAGGUUCCAAAGCAGGUUGAAUCUGACAGCCCAUUGGCGCCAGAGUGGUACAGACUCGCAGUUGAGAAUGGAGACCAGACCAAAGGGGAGAUCAUGCUUGUUGUCUGGUUCGGUACCCAAGCCGAUGAAGCUUUCCCGUACGCAAUCUAUUCAGAUGCAUUCCACGCCAUUGACAAGUCAAGUGUGCGUUCUAAAAUCUAUCAUUCUCCGAGGCUAUGGUACGCUCGUGUUACUGUCAUCGAGGCACAAGACUUAGUCGGAUUAAACAAGACACGACUUACGAACGCUUAUGUAAAGAUCCAGUUGGGAAACCAGGUUGUCCGGACAAGAUUUGCUCAAUCACAGAACUUGAAUCCAAGAUGGAACGAGGAAUUCAUGUUUGUGGUAGCUGAACCAUUCGAAGAACGUGUGAUUGUCUCAGUGGAAGAUCAUAUCACUGUUAACAAAGACGAAUCGCUUGGGCGAGUGGACAUUCCUCUUGAUUCAUUCGAUAGACGUGCUGAUGAUCAUCCCGUAUCUAGCCGCUGGUUCAGUCUUGAAAAAUCUGGUUUGUCGGCUCUGAAUGACAAGGAACAUCCUCGAAGAGUCAGAUUCGCAGCCAGGAUUAACCUGAAUAUCUGUCUUGAAGGAGGGUAUCAUGUUCUCGAUGAAUCGACUUAUCACAGCAGCGAUUUCAGGCCGACGAGUAAGCAACUGUGGAAGCCAUCGAUGGGUAUUCUUGAGCUCGGAAUUAUAAAAAUUGAAGGUAUAAAUCCGAUGAAAAUGAGAGACGAGAAAGGAACAUCCGAUGCAUACUGUGUGGCAAAGUACGGACACAAAUGGGUUAGGACAAGGACAAUCACUGACUGUCUGAACCCGAGGUUCAACGAGCAAUACACAUGGGAGGUUUACGAACCGGCUACUGUCCUGACCAUCAUCGUCUUGGAUAACAAUCAAAUCAAUGGCACAAAAAACGGCGGCGGAAGAGGAAACAAAGACGGAAAGAUGGGGAAGAUCCGCAUCAGGAUCUCCACUCUGGAAUCAGGACGAAUCUACUCGAAUUUGUAUCCACUUCUUAUCCUCAAACCUUCAGGAGUCAAGAAGAUGGGCGAGAUUCAUUUGGCAAUUCGGUUUUCUUGCACAUCGAUGUUUCAGAUGGUGUUCCGAUACUGGAAGCCUCUUCUUCCGAAGAUGCAUUACGUAAGGCCAUUGACUGUGGUGCAACAGGAAAUUCUCCGGCAACAAGCGGUUAACCUGGUGGCAGCUCGCCUCAGCCGAGCAGAGCCACCAUUGAGGAAGGAGGUGGUGGAAUACAUGUUAGAUGCGAAUUCUCACCUCUGGAGCAUGAGAAAGAGCCGAGCCAACUUUUCCAGAUUGAAAUCAGCUUACUUGGGUUUGCUCGGAACUGGAAAAUGGUUCCAAGAUAUCUGCAGCUGGAGAAAAACAGCAGUCACAGUGGCCGUACACAUUCUCUACUUGGUCUUUGUCUGCUCACCAGAGAUGAUUCUUCCAGUUAUGUUCCUCUGCUUGUUCAUGUUGGGACUGUGGAACCACAGGCACCGUCCGAGACAACCUCUUCACAUGGAUACACAACUCUCGUUAGUAGAAUUUGUUUAUCCCGAUGAGCUCGACGAGGAAUUCGACACAAUCCCAUCAUCCCGAGAUCCCGAGAUCAUACGGGUAAGAUAUGAACGGUUAAGAAACAUUGCGAGCAGAGCUCAGAAGGUGGUGGGAGACAUGGCGGCUCAAGGGGAGAGACUUCAAGCUCUGCUAAGCUGGAGAGAUCCUCGUGCUACCUCCAUUUUCAUGGCGUUCUGUUUGGUUGCGUCUGUAGCUGUUUACGCAGUCCCGUUCAAGGUGUUCGUCCUUCUGGCCGGGUUUUAUGUCAUGAGGCAUCCCAGAUUCCGACGACAAAUGCCUUCAGAGCCCAUCAACUUCUUCCGCCGGCUUCCGACCAAGACGGACUGCAUGUUGUAGAAUCCAACUAGAAGAAAAAACACAGUUGCUUCUUUCUACUAACCUAAAUUGUGCUUCUUCGACAUUUUUUCUCGCUGAAAUCACCCAAAGGUGGAACCACCUCGAUCGCAAUCAAACCCUAGAAUUUCAAUC
Messenger RNA from Tarenaya hassleriana, 3410 nucleotides. RefSeq names its product FT-interacting protein 1. Lineage: Eukaryota; Viridiplantae; Streptophyta; Magnoliopsida; Brassicales; Cleomaceae. Bases 324 to 3278 code for a protein of 984 amino acids. The record is from RefSeq and is a predicted model, not a curated record. The transcript has a single exon.